Messenger RNA from Besnoitia besnoiti, 2157 nucleotides. Its product is annotated as putative nucleolar GTP-binding protein 1. Bases 1 to 2157 code for a protein of 718 amino acids. Gene Ontology annotation, cellular component: nucleolus. The transcript has 13 exons. Gene Ontology annotation, biological process: ribosomal large subunit biogenesis. Gene Ontology annotation, molecular function: GTPase activity; RNA binding; GTP binding. NCBI's taxonomy places the organism in Eukaryota, Apicomplexa, Conoidasida, Eucoccidiorida, Sarcocystidae. The record is from RefSeq and is a predicted model, not a curated record.
AUGGAGGCCGGCACUUUCUUUCGACUCAAGGAAAUCCCGCCUGUCCUGCCGGCGGCGAGUCUGAUUGACGUCUGCCUAUCCAAGACGCAGCGGAAAACGCCGACUGAGAUCCACAGAAAGAGCGCGUUGGCCGCCAUAAAAAAGUUCUACAUGCGCAAAAUCAAAUUCGGCUCGCAGACCUUCGUCGAAAAACUCAAAGAAAUCGUCGAUGGGUUCCCCAAACUCGACAAUAUUCACCCGUUUUACGCGGACUUGCUCAACAUCUUGUACGACCGAGAUCAUUACAAGCUCGCGUUGGGCAUGCUCUCGACUACAGUCCGCCGCAUCGAGAAGAUCGCGAAGGAAUACGUCACGCUAGCCAAAUACGCCGACGGCCUCUACAAAUGCAAAAGUCUGAAAGUCGCCGCGCUGGGACGCAUGUGCACACUAGUCAAGAAGCUAGGGCAGCCGCUGCAGUACCUCGAAGAAGUCCGCCAGCACAUGUCUCGUCUGCCGUCGAUCAACCCUGUCACGCGGACGCUGCUUCUCACAGGCUACCCCAACGUGGGGAAGAGUUCCUUCAUCAACAACAUCUCGAACGCAAACGUCGACGUCCAGCCCUUCGCCUUCACGACGAAAUCGCUCUUCGUGGGGCACUUUGACUUCCUCUACACCCGCUGGCAGGUCAUUGACACGCCAGGUAUUUUGGAUCAUCCUCUUGACGAGCGCAACCUGAUUGAGAUGCUGGCCAUCACCGCCUUGACGCACAUUCAGAGCGUCGUCGUCUUCAUGCUGGACAUCAGCGAAGAGUGCGGCUACACGAUUCAGAACCAAGUCAGCCUCUUCCAGUCUCUCCUCGUUCUCUUCAAGAACAAGCCGAUCCUCGUCGUGCUCAACAAAACCGACAAAGUCCGCCUUGCUGACCUCGCACCCGCGACGCAGGAGCUCAUCCGCACCAUGGGACGAGAUAGGACAGUUGAGUUCGUGGAGGCCUCGACGCUCACGGGCGCCGGCGUGGACGAUGCGAAGAACAAGGCUUGCGAGAUCCUGCUGAAGCAGCGCGUGGAGCAGAAGCAGCUCGCGAGCGUCAGCGGGCGACCGGGCGCGCCGGCGUCGCUGCAGGAGCAGCUCGACGGCAAGCUCUUCGUGACGAAAGUCCAGAACCCGCGGCAGCCCUUCAUUCCUCAGAGCGUCCUCGACGCACAGAAAGAAAGAGAGCAAGAGGAAGCUGAUGGAGCUAUGCAGCGCCCCAGAAGGAUGCUGGAGAGAGAUUUGGAAGAAGAGCAGGGCGGCAGUGGAGUUUACAGCGUCGAUUUGCGAAAGUCGCACAUUCUGGCGAAGGAAGAGUGGCGAUACGACGUGGUGCCGGAGAUCCUCAACGGACAGAACGUACGCGACUUCGUGGACGUCAACAUUGAGGAGAAACUCAAACUCCUCGAGGAAGAAGAGGCCCUUCUGCAGCAACAGGAAAUGCAGAGACCUGAGCUGGAGGAGCAGCUGAAUAAGUUGGCUUCUCUCAAGAGAGAGAUGGCGAAGCUGCAUCUGGGCAUCAAGCGGCAGCGGCUUAUGAACUGCCUGAAGAAAAAGCGCAACGGGCCGCGCUUGCUGAAGAAGCCUAAGACCAAACUCCAGGAAGAACGCGAGAAGCGGCGGCUGCUGAGACAGGCCGCGAGCGACGCGAACAUGGCAGACGCUACGUCGGAGGCGCAGAGCACAGCUGCAUCGACAGAUGCGGGCGCAGAUGCAGGCUCGAGAAAGCGCGGACGAUCACUCGAAAGGAGCUCGCGUCGGGGUCGGUCUCCCUCUGCUGGACGAAGAGAAGGAGAGGACCAAGAAGAAGACGGUCACAGCAGGUUGAAGAAGAAGAUUCGCGCGCUGAGUCGCUCGCGUUCUGUGCAGCCGACGGCGCGUCAGCGCAGCGCAAGUCGUGCGCGGUCAGUUAGCCGAAAGGGCGAGGAAGGCGAAGGCGAGGAGGAGGAGCGGGAGCAGGGAGCAGCCGCGCUGGGUCAGAUUCGCAGACUCGGCGGGGUGGCUCAGAGGAAGGCGCGGAAGCUCAAGAUUGCUGCUGACCGGCCUAUUCGAGGCAGAGCCGGUGAAGCGGAUCGACACAUCAGCGUCAAGUUGCCCAAGCACCUCUUCUCUGGAAAACGCAGCAAUGGCAAGACUGACAGACGAUGA